Messenger RNA from Carya illinoinensis, 830 nucleotides. RefSeq lists its product as uncharacterized. The transcript has a single exon. The coding region runs from base 114 to 830 and encodes 238 amino acids. Lineage: Eukaryota; Viridiplantae; Streptophyta; Magnoliopsida; Fagales; Juglandaceae. The record is from RefSeq and is a predicted model, not a curated record.
CCCCUGUAUUUCUGCUCAACUUUCUUAGCUAACCUCCAUUCCUGCUCAACUUUCUUAGCUUUCUUCGCUUCCGGUUUCACAGCACCUUUAGCUUCUCUACCUUCUCUUAAGCCAUGGAUUCUAGUUCUCCUUUUGACUGCCUUAUCUUCGAUUUGGAUGACACUCUGUACUCUUCCAAGAUUGGACUUGCCGAAGCUCUUAGGAAAAAUAUUGAUGAUUAUCUUGUUGAGAAAUGCGGAUUCCCAGAGAGCAAGGCCUCGAAUCUCCGAUAUGAGCUUUUCAAAACGUACGGCAGCUCCCUUGUUGGCUUGCGGGUUUUGGGGUAUGACAUUGACGCCGAUGAUUACCAUGGCUUCGUACACGGAAGAUUGCCGUAUGAUUUGAUCAAACCGGAUUCUCAGUUGCGAAACCUCGUAUGUAACAUUACCCAACGAAAAAUCAUUUUCACGAACUCGGAUAGGAAUCACGCGGUUAAGGUCUUGGAUCGGCUCGGAUUAAAAGACUGCUUUGAGCAAAUCAUAUGCUUCGAGACAAUGAACCCGAACCUCUCUAAGUCGACCCGGCCCGACGAGUUCCCAGUGCUUCUCAAGCCAUCUAUGGACGCCAUGAAGAUCGCGCUGGAUGUUGCCGACGUUGAUCCUCGUCGAACGUUGUUUCUCGAUGACAACGUUUGCAACGUCGCUGCCGGGAAAGACUUGGGUCUCCGAACCGUUUUGGCCAACUCCACCUGUGGCUCAAGAAAUUUGCAACAGCUCGUCCAACCUCUCCUACUUGACCACCUCGCCGAUAAACAUUUCGGGGAAAAAGGAUCUCGAGGAUGCCAGCGGUAG